AUGCGACCAUCAUUGCCGAGAUUACGCUGGCGUAUUUUAGCUUUGGCUAAUGCGCAAGAUCGACGGCGAUUUUUAAAUCGGCGCCGCAAAUAUCGGGCAUUCGCGCGAGCCACGGUGAAUGCCAUGUCAGAUAUCCCAGGUGCGGAAUUUAUCAGAACAUUUCGCCUGGAUAAAUCCGAAGUGAGAGCCCUAACGGUGCUGCUCACUCCGAUAUUAGGGACACAGCGGAGAAAAGACGGAAUUUCUCCUAAUUUAAAGAUACUAACUGCUCUGUCGUUUUAUGCGACAGGCUCGUAUCAGACCCUUGUUGGCCAAAAUGGGUUGUUGAAUGUGGUUCAGACCACUGUUUCAAGGGCUGUGAGAGAAGUGACUGAGGCACUCAACGACCCACACAUAUUUAGGAAUAAUGUGGUCUGGCCGCUGCAAAUUCAAGAUCGAAACAGAAUAAAGGCACAGUUCUUAAAGUUUGGGAUUCCUGGAGUGUUUUGCUGUAUAGAUGGCACCCAUAUAGCUAUCCUGAGACCUGCCAUCCACGAAGAGCGGUACUUUAAUCGGAAGGGGUACCAUUCACUAAAUGUUAUGAUUAUUUGUGAUGCUGAUUUAAAUAUUAUGUGUGUGGAUGCGAGCAGCCCUGGGUCAGCCCAUGACUCUAGCGUGUGGCAGAGUCAUCCCAUAUGUAAUAAAAUGAAAGAGUUAUCUAAUGCUGGGGAGCAGAUGUUUUUAUUGGGUGAUAGUGGAUAUCCACUACGGGUUAAUAUGAUGACCCCAAUAUUAAACACUGUGGAGGGCACUCCUGAACAUAAUUACUAUAAGUUACACGUAACGGCACGCAACACCGUAGAGCGCUGUAUUGGAGUACUGAAAGCUCGAUUCAGGUGCCUAAUAGCUGAGCGAGCCCUCCACUACGAUCCAAUAACUGCUGGGAAAAUAAUAAACGCUUGCUGCGUCUUGCACAAUAUUGCUAACAAAAGACGACUGCCAAUAGCACUACUUACACCUGCAGAACAAGACUUUGUGCAGAGCAGACAGCCAAUUCAAAUAGAAAUUGGUGCAGAAGACUCCAGUCGGCAGUUCAACCCUGAUCUUCAACGGGGACGACAACUGCAACGGGCGCUUGUUGAGAAGUUGUGGAGGGAACGAAAUUCUUGAUUUUUUUUUAUAUUUACAUUUUUUUUUUCAUAUUAUAGCUAAGUUUACACA
This is a messenger RNA of Helicoverpa armigera (cotton bollworm), 1200 nucleotides long. Its product is annotated as putative nuclease HARBI1. Bases 1 to 1149 code for a protein of 382 amino acids. Lineage: Eukaryota; Metazoa; Arthropoda; Insecta; Lepidoptera; Noctuidae. The record is from RefSeq and is a predicted model, not a curated record. The transcript is spliced from 7 exons.